Molecule: messenger RNA, 5838 nt
Organism: Salvelinus sp. IW2-2015
Lineage: Eukaryota; Metazoa; Chordata; Actinopteri; Salmoniformes; Salmonidae
Source: RefSeq, a predicted model, not a curated record
CUGGUGACGAAGGGGUGGACUGUCUUUUCACAUAACAAUUACUGAAGCCUAUCAUAUUGAUAGCUUCCAAUAGUUCAUCAAUUUGUGAAUGAUCAAUACAUUUUUACUACAGGCUCGCGAGAUAACAGGACAUGUUAGCGCCCGCUGGUUAUCUUCCAAGCAAUCAAUAAGCUAGCUAGCUGUUUUGUUGGAAAGGAAGAAGUCCACCCGAAAAGAACGAGGCCUGGGGAGAAUUAUGGCAGCAACGCCGGUAGCUAAUCGAUAGAUAGGUAUCUGCACAGAGGGAGCGUCCCAUAAUGACACCAACUGACAACCUUGCAGAAUUUUAGCAACAAACAUAAACAAGAGCCAAAUGGUUUUGCAAGCAUUCGAACAUGGGUGACAUGAAGACCCCUGAUUUUGAUGAUCUUUUGGCUGCCUUUGACAUCCCCGAUGCCACCAGUUUGGAUGCCAAAGAGACCAUCCAGGAGAGUCACGAUGAGGCAGAAGGUCAGCUGAAACACACAGGGAUGUGUAUGGAUGACAGUUUAUCUGUUCAUCAAGCUGUGGGUGCAUCUGAUGUACCUGCUGUCAGUGUUAUAGUGAAGAACACAAGUCGCCAGGAGUCGUCUGAUAGUGGUGGAGAGAGAGAGGGCCCACACUUUGGACACCCAUUGCAAAAUGGUUUCAGGGGGUCAGGGGCCGCCAUGGAGUCUCAUCAGAUAGACCACAGUGGUUCUAAGUCUUUUGUGUCUGCUUUGAAUGGGGAUGGCUCAAGAGGACUCUUAGGGAAGACCCCCGUCCAGCACAAACUUGAAGGAACGCCAUCCUUCUCACACUCCUUUUCCCAGUUCAGCCCCAUCUCUAGUCCAGAAUCUGAAGACAGCCGAAGCAAUGGAGUUGAUAUCCGUCCAAAACAAGAGAGACCCUACUUCCCUGCUGCCUCUAUAUUUAUGUCUGCAGAACCCCCAAUGUCAGACAAUCAGAAAAAACAGCUGUCUUACAGCAUGUUUGACAAGUGCCAUGAAGUAGACUGUGACGUACCUGAGAGCCUUCCAAGAAGCAAAAGAGAAUCUAUCGAAGCAGAGGAUACCAGGACAGAGAAGCCUGACAGUAAUGUCAGUGACCAGAAGGAAAAGGGAGAUUGUCAUAGUAGUGCAAUGCUCCCUACAAAUGAUCAUAACACUAUUGAGUCAAGCAGUAAUGUUAAUAUAGUGGCAGCGUCUAAUAUGCCCACCUCUCAUCCAUGUGUCAAAACUCCAACAUCAAAACUAUCGUCAUGCCUUGAGGCAUUAGUGGCUCUAAAUGCCAGAAAGGAUCCCAGUGAACAACCAAACUAUCAAGACUUAUCAUUGGCUCAUGAUGGUACCAUAAAGGUUAGUCCAAAAGUGCCCAUGUCACCACAAAGUCCCAGGAGUCCUCUUGAAGCUGUGAAGCGGUUAAUGAAACCACCUGACAGUCCUGUCAGCAUUUGCAGUAACAGCAGUGGCAAGGGAUCCCCUGCACUGGCAUCUGGCUCACCCCCAGCCAUACCGAGGGUCAGAAUAAAGACCAUUAAAACCACGACUGGGAAAAUCCAGCGCACGGUUACCAGUGUAGUACCUGAUUCAGAAAACGAGGACGUUCACUCUGUUGAGUCCUCUCCAUCUCAGAGUAUUGUUGAGGAUGCCUACCCUGGUUUGUCUCCCUAUCCCUCUCAUAAUGUGAUAAGUGAUAUUAUUGUUGAUAUGCCCAUCAAAAGUACACCAGUUGGUGCUCUGCCAUCAAAGGUUACUGAUACUAAAUUAGAGGGGUACUCCAAGAGGCCAGGACAAAUGCAGUCCGCAACUAUUUUUCAUAAUACAAGUAGUCCUGUUAUGAGGUCUAUGCCAGUUGCCCAGCAUGGGCCUUCUACACAAAAGAGGAUUUCAUCAGUUCAAACAGGCAACUCUCCCAAUACAAGCUUGCUUCCCAAGGCAAUGCACUUAGCUAACCUGAACCUAGUCCCUCACAGUGUUGCUGCCUCAGUCGCAGCACGCUCCACCUCCCAUCAACAGAGCCAACAACACACACUUUCCUCUUCUAUGGUGUGCAGCACUGUCCCAUUGGUACACCAAGUGAAAAAAGCUGCCCCUAAUCCACGUGCUGCCAUUCCUAGCACAGCAGCAGGAACUUUAAACAGACUGUUAAAUAAUGCCAACCCUGUACCCACAUAUGUACCCAACCUAAACCCACCACCUGAGAGCAACAUCAACUUGCCACCACGUGGAUAUUGCUGCCUGGAGUGUGGGGACUCCUUUGGGGUAGAGAGGAGUCUUGCUUAUCAUUAUGGCAGGAGGAGUGUGCACAUUGAAGUAGCCUGCACCCACUGUGCUAAGACCAUGGUAUUCUUCAACAAGUGUGCCCUGCUGGCACAUGCACGGGAACAUAAGAACAAAGGUGUGGUGAUGCAGUGCACACAGCUCUCCAUGAAGCCCAUAGCAGAGGGACAGAUGUUUGCACCCUUGAUCACUGAAUCCUCUGUGCAUGUGGGCUCCCAUGUGCCCCCAUUAUCCUCACCUAAAAGCCAACCAGUCAUGCCCCUCUAUCCAGACAAAGUCAUCCGCCACAGACUCCGCUGCCUCGAGUGUAACAAGCAGCUAUCAGACUACAAAGGUCUCGCAGGCCAUUACCAGAGGUUGUCGGAAGAAAUGGAGGGACUGAUGUGUAAGGUGUGCUCAAUGCUGCUACCCAACAAGUGCAGCUACCGGGCUCACCAGCGUAUUCAUGCCCACAAGUCCCCUUAUUGCUGCCCUGAGUGUGGAGCACUGAGUCGCUCCGUGGACAUACAGAAGCAUGUGAAGGAGAACUGUCUUCACUAUGCACGCAAGGCUGGCUAUAAGUGUCUUCAUUGUGAUAUGGUUUUCACGUCAUUUAAUGUGCAGAAGAGUCACAUUGAGGAGAAACACUGUGAGGUCUUCUAUAAGUGCACCAUCUGUCCUGUUGCUUUCAAGUCUUCUGGUGGAUGUCAAAUGCAUUUGACAACUAAGCACAAUGCCAGCAAAGUGUCCCCUCAGUUAAUCUUCAAGUGUUCUUGUGAAACAGUGUUCAAGAAAAAGCAGUUAUUGCUUCAGCACUUCUAUCAGAACGCCAAAAAGCGUGCUACCUGUGUGUUCAAGUGCCCUGAGUGCACUUCAAUCUUCACCCAAAAGCAGCCGUUAAUGCAGCACUUCAAGGGGGUGCAUGGAGGAAUCUUCAAAGAGGAGGUGGAGAAAAGCACAAAACCACCAGAGAUGACUGCACAGCACCAAGAUGUUACCUCGGGAUUCCACCAGCCAAAGGUAAACACUCCCAUUAAACACUCAGAUGGAACCAGAAAAAGGGCCAACUUGGCCGCUCGAGACAGCAACCCCAAUCUGAAGAAUGCUGGCUGGAACUGUGGAGAGUGCCUACACUGGCUGCCUGACCGAGAAGCCUAUGUCUCUCACAUGAAGAAAAGCCAUGGGAGGUCAUUGAAGAGUUAUCCAUGCCGGCAGUGUGAGAGGUCUUUCAAUUCCUCUACAAGUUUGAGAAGACACAUUCGCAAUGACCACGAUGGAAAGAAAAAUACAUUUACCUGCUGGUAUUGCACAGAUGAGAGGACAACAUUCACUACAAACAUCAUGUUGAAGAACCACAUCAGUUUGAUGCAUGGGAUCAAAAAUCCAGACUUCAGUCUGUUAAAAUCAGCCCCUCUGGAUAGCAGUAAAGCCUUGGGAGAGGGGCCUGUUUCAAAGAGACCUGCUGUGGAGUCUGAGGGGAAGGAAGGCGCUGCCCUAGAAGGCUCCCCCGCCAAGCGUCUGAAACAUCAGUUUCGCUGCUCAAAGUGUGGCUUCACCACAGAGGAUGGCACACAGUUCCAGAAGCACAUACCUCAGCAUAAAACUGAUGAAAACACUCCCCAAUGCCUGCACUGUGGAUUAUGUUUUGCAUCCCAGCUAUCUCUCAACAGACACCUGUUUAUUGUGCACAAAGUCAAAGAGCCUGAAGAAGAGAGGAAAGAAAGGAUGGACAUGGAGUACGAGUGCAGAAAGAAGCAGGAAGAGGACGUGGGGAAAGCAGUGGGUGUGAAUGAGAGAGAGGACUUGCCACCACCAUUAGUUAAAUCUGACCCCCAACGGCCAGAGGAUCCAACCAGGUUGCACUGUGAGCCUGCAGUAAGACUGACUGUAAAUCCACAUACAGCUUUCACCUAGAGUUUCAUGGAUAGUGUCAUCAGCAGGCAAAAUAAAAUCAAUGAGAGCAAUUUUGAACUUCAUAAAAGCUGCGAUCUCCAUUUCCUUGGGUAAUAGUAGUUUAACUUCAGAUGCUUGACAUGCUGCACUAAAGUGGUACCUUUUUUAUUUUUUGCCUUUAAACUAAAUGCUUUUUGUGUUUCUCAAAGCCUUGGUACUGGCAGUUGUUCCAAAUCAAUUGAGAAGAUUAAAUUAAUUUUGGGAAAAGAUUAUCAUGAAUUAUUUACUUUAUUUUACCUUUGAAGCUUGCAAGUUUUGUAUUGUAUUAAAUGUCUUUAAAUGCCUCUGGUACAUAACCACACCCACCUGUAAAGGCACAGGGUCUGGUUCAUCAGUAUUCUCUAGUGACCCCAGUUAUAUCAGUUACGUCCCUCAGGCUUACCUCAUAUUUAGUUUACAUUUACAUUUAAGUCAUUUAGCAGACGCUCUUAUCCAGAGCGACUUACAAGUUUCAUAUCAUAAUGACUUUGCUUUAGUGUAUGGAAGCCAUAUCAUAUGCUUGGUUUCAUAUUUUUGGCCUUAUUAAAUGCAUAAUAAUAGAUGGCGCUUCAAGCAGGUCGUGGCUAAACUGAUGUUAUGUAACAGUAUUACAACUUCUAUCAUACUGUAUGUUGAAAUAUUUACUCUUACCUAGGUACCAUUUAGCACAGAUUAUAUAUUUUAUAUCCAUUCCAUACCAAAAAUAGUUUCACAUUCAUUUAUUAUGAAAGCCGGCUAAACUACCCAAAUAGCACUUUUCUACAAGAUCAAAUACAGGUGUUGGAGUUAAAUGCCUUGCUAAAAGAUAUUACCUUUUUUUUACUACUGAUUUUGUAGCUUGGUAAAAGUGAGCUUUCAUUAAUUUGAAAUGCUCUUAUAUCUAUAUUCAACGUAGUGGUGACUUGUCUUAGUGAUGUCAUUGAUGUUUUUCUUGGUUAAUUGUUAUCUUUGGUGAGUGUGAGAAAGCAUCUGUUUUGCAAGAUAAUGCAGGGUGUUGGAAGUGGCUCAUUGCCAGCAGUGUACUAAGGCAAUUAAACGAGCAGUGAUUUAAAUGUAAAGGGUUAGAGCAUGUCUGAGUGCAUGUGAACAUUUUGAAAUAAGCUGAUGAUGGAGACCUGUGCGGCUGUUUCUACCUCCAUGGUGUAUGGCAGUGAUUGUUAAACUUGGGAUGUUUUGGGAGAUUUCACCUUUUGUUGCAAGCAAUGUAAAAUUAAUUGUUAUUAUUCUCAAUGUAUAUUAUCUCCCACAAUAUUAAAUUUUAUAAAUUACUUUGGAGAUUAUUUAUAGUCACAUUGACUUAUCUUGUAAACUUUCUAUUAAAGUGCUGUAUGAACUGUUCAUUUUCUAGUGGUUAUCUGAUAGUCAGUGUUCACCCGAAACAGAGCCACUGUUAAAACGCAGUGUCUAUGAAACUUCACAUCUCAGUGUUUUUAUAUAGCCUGUCAAGAGAAACUUUGUACUUUUGAUAAUAUGUACAAUAUUAUGGACAUGUAAACUAAUCCAUCAUGUACACAGUAGCUAAUGAACCCUUUAUAUUUGCAGCAUUUCUUAAUCCAUCACAUAUAUAUUCAACCUGCAUCGGCCAUUGUGCCUUGCUGUAAUGUUUACUUCAAAUAACUGCAAAUAAACAUGAACGUGUCAGCAUAAG